CGUGAGUGGUUAUAAUCUGUGUAUAUUAAUAUUAUUUCUUGUUUAAAAAUUGAGUCUUGAUAAGUUUUUAUCAGUUUAUGUAAGCAAAAAUUACUUUUUCCUGCAAUAUUGCUUCAUGUGCAAUAUGAUAAUACAAUUUUGUAAUGGAAACUAAAAUCCAAUCACAAAUCAUUGAUUUCUUCUCGUUUUUAGAAGAUUUCUACAGCACAUCCAAAACGUGUUUGAAAACUUGCCAAAACUACGCCGUAUCCAUAAAUAAAAUAAUUCGCCGUUGCAAAAAUAUAAAGGAAGCACAAAUUAUAAACACACCUCUGCAAGAAUUCGAGGGGCUUCAAAGCAAAUUAUUGUCUUCACUCCACAACAUUAUAAAUUCCGAAAUACGGGAAAUACAAACCGAGCUCUCAUCAAUAGAAGAACUUUUUGAAAAACUCUGCUAUAAAAACAAGUUACUUCAGGAAAACUGUAAAAACAUUGACUUCAAUGUUCAAACAGCAUUAGUAAAAGGAACACCACUACAGCCACCAUUGGAACAAAUAUUGCAGUUUGCUUCAGAAUCAGUUACAUUUGGUAGUCAUAUUUGUGCCCAAAUUGAAACAUCAUUAAGGGUUCUCUCAUUCAAAGGUCUAGAAACAUCUCAUUUUGUUGAUAACUUCAAAUUCCCAACCAGUUGGCAAGGCAGAAUUUCUGAAAUUCUUGCAUAUACUUCCUUCUGCCCAGAAAACCACAUUUAAAAAUGGAUCUACUUGGCUCUAUAUUGAAUUCAAUGCAGAAGCCGCCAACGGCGAGCGAGGCACAAAAAAAUGCCAUGCGGAAACAGAAAGAGGCUAUCGAAAAGAAGCAGAAAGAAAACAAGAUAAUGAUAAAUAAAUUUAGACAGCGGGUUGAGGAGAAGAUUAGCGAUUUUAUGAAAGAUGGCACCAAACAACAUUUGCAGUUUGAUCCCAUGGAUCAAAUGUACAGAUCUAUAAUUCGCGAUGUCGCAGAAACAGCUGGUGUUCAAGUGUUUUCCUUUGGGCAAGAGGGCAUUGAUAGAUAUUCCGUAGUGUAUCUCAAAGAUAAAGGGCCCUCGGAAGACGAAGUUGCGGUGCGUAAGUCCGGCGGCAUAUGGGAUGAAGAAAAAGCUAUAGAAAUGGCAAAAAGGAGACAAAUGGAAAAGCAAGCGGAGAAAGAAGACAUAGAAGAGAGGAGUAGAAAGCGAAAGAAUAAAGAGGAGAUAAGUGGGACGUUUUAUAAACAGAAGUAUGCUCAUCUGAUUGGUCAGGAAGCAGCCCUUGAUGCUGCGCACAAAACGAAUAUGAAUAAAAGCUAUGGAGAAGUGCCAAGUGAAAAUAAAAAGGACCAACGCUCCAUAGAACAAACGAUGGCGGAUAUAAAAGCUAAGAAAAUGAGAAAGAUCGAAACGGAGAAGCAGUCGGCAGAGGGUAAUGAAAAUAUCUAGUAUUUAAAGUAUUUCAUUUUAAACUGCGUUGGAGGUUUGUGAUAUAUGGAGUUAUUUAAAUUGUCAUUAACUACAUCAGUAAUUGUUUUUGACUCUUUAACUUAGUAAACAAAGAGGCAUUAGAAGUUAGAACACUAAUGAAAAUAACCUGUUCUAUAACCUCGAGGGUUUAAAGUAGUAUCAUGAAGUGGUCGCUCCAUAUAAAACAAACCUUAAACUCACGUUUAUGUGGUGCAGUAAAUCAAUUAGAUAAUUACAAGAUUGAAUGAUGAAAUUGUCUAAAAAACUAGAAUUUACAUUGCAUUAAAUUUUUAAAUCUUAUGAACUGCCCUGUAUAAUAAAAAAUGAUUCUUUACAACAUGAUUAGAUCCUCAUAGAUAUUGCACUAUUUUUAAUGAGUGAUUACUCGAGCAUUAUAAUUAUAUUUCGACUGAAUAGAUAGGUACAGUAAUCAAUAGUAUAGCACAACCGAUUUGUGAAAAAAACCCAUCAUUUAUUAGGCGGAACAUUUUUACCGGAGUAAGGAAGUAGGCUGUGAUGAAAACCCUCGUCUCAGAGACCAUAGUAUAGUAUUUUGAGUACUAGAGUAAAGUAUGGACCCUUCCUGCCUGUCGUUUAAUGCGGCUCCACUUGCGAACCCUUAGCUUACCGUAGCUGUUGCUGACUGAUCAGUUUGUUUUGAAAAAAAGCAAAAUUUUAAGUAGCGCCUACGAUUAAGGCUUAAUGCCUUUAAAUUGUAUCAAUUUCUAUUUCUCUCGCUGGAUAUUUUGGCUUGGAUAUUCAAGUUAAAAACCCUUUUUAAAAUCAAUUUUUCAAUAGGACGUGUUAAGCGAAAUCCGAAAAAAUGAGGAAUAUCGAAAAAUGCUGAAAGGAAUUUUGAUACUAAAGUUUUAUCGUUAGACUUUUGAAAAUUCACUAUCUCAUUCGAUCAAUUGGUCUAAGAAUGUAGAAUGUGUUUUUUUUUUACAAAUGAGUUCGAUUUUCAUAAAAUUCAGACCUUAUGACUCCUCCCAGUGUUAUUCGAUAUUCCUCAUACUUUCGGAAUUCUCUUACCACGCCCAGUUGAAAAAUUCACCUAGACUAUCUGAGAGAGAUAAUUUAGAGAAAUCUGGAUAAAUUUCAUAAUAAACUACUCAAGCCUAUUACUAGCUGGUAUUCUAUCUCGCUUGCACUUAUAAACUUUACAAUAAGAUCCAUAGUAAAGAUAGGUUAUAAUGCUAUGCCCCGCGGUUUCACCCUAUAGUACAUGAUACAUGAUCUUAUACGCUAUAGUCUUCCUCCAUAAAUGAACUGUCUAACACUGAAAGAAUUUUUUAAUUCGGACCCAUAGUUACUCAGGUUAUCGCGUUCAAAUAAACAAACUCCUUAGCGUUAUAAAAAUAUGAAUAUAGCAAUAACCCACCGAACUUUUAAAUUAAAAAAAUAAUUUAAAAUUAUCCAUCAUAUUUAUAAGAAAAUUAGCUAAUAUAACAUGAAGUUAUUACAAUUGCAGUUGUACCUAGUUAAUAAAAAUGUGCUCUUUUUAUGCAAACAUUCUUAUGAUUGAGUAUUUAAUAGAAAAGUUUAAUAUUUUUAUAUCGAUUGAGCUGUUCAAAUGUAAAGAUUAACAAUGCAAUAGUUAGGGUCGACAUAGAAUAGUUUUAUGUUUCUGAUAAUACUGCGUUAGAUAGUAAAUCCGUUACUAAUAUUAUAAAUGGGAAAGUAACUCUGUCUGUCUCUUCAAGUCUAUGCCACUUAACCGAUUUUGAUGAAAAUUUAUGAAUAACAGGCUAUUACCCGUGCGUGGUAAAGGGAAACAGUUUGUGACUUUGUCAUAAUAUAUUGUCACAUUUUUAAAAUAGCGCCAUCUAUUCCCACUGGUUUGAGAUGUUUUACCACGGUUAAUGCAGUCUGUAUCUUUCUAGCGUCCUUACUAUCACCAGACAAUAAAUUAUUGUAUCACAAAAUCGCAUCCUUCGCGACUUGAAAGAAAGGCAAACGCACUUUCCCAUUUAUAUUGUCAGUAAGGAUGACAAUAGGUCAAAAUAUAUAAUUCACGUUGAAUCAUGUUGAUACAGUAUAAAAUGUGAAAGUUUACCCUAGGGCCUAGACCUUCGCUCUAAUUAAGUUUAGUGGGCUACGUCAUCUUAUGCAGUGUGCACAGGCAUUAUGAAUAAAGAAACUGUAUUAAUCUCUUGGUUUUUUUACAUGCUUAAUAAAUGGAAACAGUAUUCUAAGAGCAAAAAACAACAUGGCGUCAUGGCCGCUUACUUUUGACAUGUCAGUGUCAGUGCGUAAGAUGUGUUAAAAAUGAAAUAAUUAAAAAGUUAUACCUUAACAUCGUAGUCUAGUUUGUUUUUUUUUUUAUUUAUGGACUACACUGUUUUUCUGGGAAUGAUUUAUAAAUAAGAUUAUUUUAGAGAGUGAUAAAGAGUUGUAUAAAAUAUAUUCAUCUCUUUUCUGUGUGAUAUAAUUAUGCUUUGUCUCCCUCACUCUUACCGCCUGUAAAAUCUUUUUAGGUUUCUCUUUUAAAUAAUUUUAGGUCAUAUCAAUUAAGCAGUGUUUAUUAUAUAAGUUGUAUAUCUAAGCAAUAAUAAAUUUAAACGUUGAAUGAUUGUCUAUUAAAACAAUUAUGAAGUAAAUUUAAACAUGAUUUUAUAUUGUAAUUAAGAAAUUAUAAAAAAUUUACCUUGUUUCUUGUUUUGAAGUGUUCCAAGUUCCAAGUGACGUUUUAACGUCAUUAUCACAUUUAUUAAAUGUGAUAUUAUAAGUCAAUUUAAUAUAACAAAGUCUAAAUGGCAAAGCGCGUGCAGCAGAGUUUACUAAAGCUAUUCAUUUACUUUUCUGAAACUCGCUUUAACUGUAAGGCUGUUUUUACACCCUACUGAUACCAAAUUGAAAUGCAAAAAUGUCUUAAAUAUUAACAUUUUUUUAAGUAUACAAAUUCUUAAAUACCCUACUAUCUGUGUUCGAACGGAAAAUUUAUUGUAAUUAGUUUUUGGAAAGACGUGGUUUGUACCUACUAUCUGUGUUCAAACUGGAAUUCAGGAACAUUUAGUGUAAUUAGUUUUUGUAAAGACGUGGCUUGUGUCCAAUUCCUACGCUAUGUUGUGCAUGCGCAACCUGUACUUAACAUUAAAGCAAUGUAGUAGGGUCCAUGUAGACAUUUCAAACUAGAUAAUUUAAACUAACUAAUAUGAUAAGGGAUAAGGAAAGGCUUAAUGGAUGAAGGACUAGGAACGGAUAAGGAAAAGAAUAUUGGCCACUGAACGGAACACAGUAGCAUGCUGUUAUUAUUAUUAUUUCACGCCUAUCUUCAGACUUAUGUAUCUGAUUUAGCUCAAAGGUGAAAGAUGCUAGUUCAAUGAUACCUGCGUGAUGUUUAUCAAAUGUUAAGCGUUCGUUUAUUUUUAAUAAGUAACUCUUUACGUUAAACUUAUUAUGGAUAAACGAUUCAAAGAUAUGUUUCAGUGACAAUACAAUUACCACGAUGUAUAUAUUUAUUACUGUGUUGUGUUUGAAUAGCUAUUUUUGUACCUGACAGUACUUGGAAUUAUCGAUGUAAGGUUAGCAAAUUAAAAGUAUGCUGAAA
Messenger RNA from Zerene cesonia (dogface butterfly), 5009 nucleotides. RefSeq names its product sperm-associated antigen 7 homolog. Gene Ontology annotation, molecular function: nucleic acid binding. NCBI's taxonomy places the organism in Eukaryota, Metazoa, Arthropoda, Insecta, Lepidoptera, Pieridae. The transcript is spliced from 3 exons. The coding region runs from base 734 to 1438 and encodes 234 amino acids. The record is from RefSeq and is a predicted model, not a curated record.